GUAGGAACCAGACUCCGUAGUGCCCUUCGUGUCCAAGAACGAUCCGUUUAGGACUGAGCCAUCACUGAGGAAAUGGCUGCAACGAGAGAGUGUAUAUUUCUUGGCGUUUUCUUUUUCUCGGUAUUUUGCAUUGUAUCAUGGAAGUUUUCGUUAAUAGGUGUGAAGGACGCAGUGAAGUUAGCUGGACGUGGACUGUUGAUGCUCGGUGUGUUGACUUGGUUGAGUUCCUGCUUCUACCCCAAGCUGAAAUCUUACCUGUGUCCAGCGACUCCACCCCCAGUGACAGGUCCUGCUGAAGAUCCACACAGUAGAUUUUCUAAACAGGAAAAAGCAAGAAAGGAGCAACAGCAUCAACACAGUGCUAAGUCAGAGGAGUACCUUGAGGCAGUAGUGAAGCCCCGACAGGAAGCAGUGCUCAGGAAGAAAGAGGAAGACUUCUAUCGUAUGACAGGACAAAGCUGGAAACUGAGCCAGGGUUUCACUCUAGGAGGGUUAAUGACGCAGGAGGAACAGGUGACACACACUGAUGCGGAUGACGAGACUCCUAACCAGAGGGCUGCAAGGAAGCGAAAGGAGCUAGAGGUUCCGAAUCCGGUUCCUGUCCGAACGCAACUCCCCAAAGAAAAAAAGAUCAUAACUUUACCUGAUGAACCUCCAGAAGAUGCUAAUGGGGUUGUAAAAAUCGCUCUGAGAUUUCCCAGUGGAAGAACAGUCCGGAGAAGGUUUUUAAAAACAUGCAGAUCGACAGUCCUUCUAGACUGGUUGCACAAGUCUGGAUACUCUCCCACUCUGUACGCCUUGUACACGCCUUACCCCAGAUGUCCGCUGCUCACACGAACAGACCUCAGUGUGGAAGAUGUUGGGAUCGUCACACACACCGCUCUUAACGUGGAGGAGAAAGACCCGUCCUAGAGUUAAUGCCAAGGAGUUGGACCCUUAGAGGCACCUGGACCCAUGAAAAUAUUAGAUGGUCUUCAAGCUCCUAAUAAAAGUCCACCCAUCUUUGAUGAAGCUAUUAGACCCAGUUCAACAGAAAACAACACAGAUUGCAGUUACCUCUGGAUACUUUACAUACUUUCUAUAUUUUUUUCUUGCAGCAAAAAUCUAUCAUAACCAGAACCACUUAUAAUAAACCAUAGAAAUCUAUUGACUGAUGAAGGACGGGCAGUGUAACAAUAUGACACUGUGAUAUGCUUUUCUGUACCUUAAUAGCACUGCCUGGAAGUUUGUUAGCAAACCUGCAUCCUUAUCUGAAAGUAUUGAAACAUCAAGGCUGAUUAUUUUUUUUGUUUUUGCUCUACACAACAGACAUUCUUUGUACGAGAUUAAAAGAAAAUGACACUUUGAUUUCAGGUUUCAUUUCCUGUUAUGAACAGGAUGUGGUAAACAACUUAGCAAAAGUAUUUGAAAGCGAGUAACACUCAGAUUUGUUUGCAUGUGCAUUUAACUGCAUCAAGCUGGUGCAAAACCUCACCAGACAGUUUUGUAAUGUUUUUUUGUCUCCCUUGAAACAAUUGCUGAGUUCAAACAAUAGGUGUCAUGCUGUUAGGACAUCUCAACAGAUAAAGACACUAAAGCAGCAAAUCUGUUGAUCUCAGACCCAAAGGCCUUACUGUUUCAAUACUUUUGGUAAGAAUGUGUAAGAUGAUAUUAUAGAACAUAUGAAAUGUUUUGCGAAUGAAAAUGUUUCAUCAUGAAUACACUGCUAUAAGUGCUAGAAGAUUAAAUGUUAAGCGAAAUCCCCACAUCCCUUUAUGCCAUGCCACCUGUAUAGGCCAUCCUGCACACUUGGUGACAAUCUUUUCAGGCAGGUGAUUUUGUAUAACCACUGAUUACAAGAAAUUCAAUAAAAUAUUAAUUCUA
This is a messenger RNA of Hemibagrus wyckioides, 1863 nucleotides long. RefSeq names its product UBX domain protein 8 (gene ubxn8). Gene Ontology annotation, molecular function: ubiquitin binding. The transcript is spliced from 8 exons. NCBI's taxonomy places the organism in Eukaryota, Metazoa, Chordata, Actinopteri, Siluriformes, Bagridae. The record is from RefSeq and is a predicted model, not a curated record. Bases 73 to 912 code for a protein of 279 amino acids. Gene Ontology annotation, cellular component: nucleus; endoplasmic reticulum.